AUGUCCCCUGAGACGACUGUUGAGGACAUUCCCUGUCCCGCCGAAACAGAAAGAGGAUUGGCGAGAAAGGAGCUUCGAGCCUCCGACCUGCAUAUCCUCGAGGGCAGAUCAAGCAGUGAUGCCCAAUUCACCGAUACCUUUAACCAGCACGGAGCUUCAAUCAGACCCAAUCUGGGCCAUAACAUUUCUUCCUACAACUUUCCCCACCAAUCCGAACAUGCUGGACAGGAUAUCCCUGAACCAUCCGGGCCAGUUGGCUCUCAGCUUCCUCCGCCUAGGCCUCGACCCGAGUCUUUCAGCACUGCGCAGUUGACCAACAACUUUGCUGUAGAGGCCCAAUCUGGACGACAUGCACAAGCAGGGCCUUCAGCUGUUCGAUCAUUCUUAUGCCUGGAAUCCAUACGGCCUUUGCUCAAUAACCUGAUCAGCCCUGAAGAUGCUUGUGAUUUGCUAGAAUUUUAUUUUGCUCAAGCAGGGAGCUCUCUUUUCAGAUCUGCCUCCCCUUACGUGUUGACUCAUGUGUUGAGGAAGAGAUCUCUCUUGCAUCCAACUAAACCUCGAGAAACCACUCCAGCAUUGCUGACAACAAUGCUUUGGGUUAGUGCACAAACAGCAGACAUUCCUCUGCUAUUGCUUCCAGGAGAAAGAUCCCGAGUUUGUGAGGCGUUGCGCAAACUGUCUACCUCGCUCAUUCAUGACAGAGAUCGUGAUCAUUGGCAACGAAGUCCUGGAGGACGUCUUGUACAGCAGAGCUCUUUCUGCUACAGCAAACCGACCAGGGAAGCCAAGUCUGCAGAAGAGCGACAAACAGACCCGCCGCCCUCUUUAAUCGAUGAUGUCCUGACCUUUAUCCUAAUGUGUAUUGUAAUCUCGGGGGGAGAUUUCAAAACAGACUGCUACCCAUGGUGGAGCAAAGCCGUUAGACUAGCGCAGGCUCUGGGCUUGAACCGAGUAGACGCCAGCGAAGGCAAAUACGGCUCAGGAUGUCCGACAUCAUCACAUAUCUGUCAAGGAAGCAACAUCGAUGGCCAGUGCUAUGCUGCAUUAGAAGCUCAAGAAGAACGACGCCGUGUGUUUUGGCUUCUAUUCUGUCUGGAUAGACACCUGGCACUGGCAUUCAACGGUAUUCCCAACAUCUCGGACGACGAAUGCGAUGUGUACAUUCCCUUGCCCGACGACAUAUGGGAGAACUUCGAAACAGUUCCUACCGAACUUCGCACUCGACGAUCCCAUGGACCCCCUACGUCAGUGACGGGAACCAGCUUCUUCGAAUAUUUCCUACCCUUGAUGGCUAUUAUGGGAGACGUCAUUCAUAUUCACCAUCGUCGGUACCACCCUCGGUUUGGAACACUUGAUGACCAGAAUUCCAUCUCCAUGGUGGAAGAGCUAUUUGCGAACUGCGCUCAGAGCAUCAGCGACCUCGAAAGCCGAUACGAAACCGAAGAGCUGGACGGCGCUAUUCCGGCAAGCGAGUUCCUCACACCGAAUUCUGGAUUCCAAGAAAGUCCUUUGAACCAAGCUGUGGGAACCCCGGCAGGACGGCGACCCAAAAGCCGCGCACUGGCACAACUCGUCACUUCGUAUAGCACGUUCAUCUUGCAUGUUCUUCAUGUCCUGUUGUACGGUAAAUGGGACGCGGUGUCCAUGCUGGAGAACGAGGAUGGGUGGAUCACAUCAGUGCCAUUCAUGAAGUGUGCAUCGCAUGCUAUUGCGGCUUCAGAAGCUGUCUCUCAAAUUCUCAGAUGUGACCCUGAACUGACCUUCAUGCCGUAUUUGUUUGGCAUCUAUCUUCUUCAUGGAAGCUUCAUUCUCUUAUUGUUUGCCGAUCGCAUGCCUCAGCUCGGGCCGAACGAAUCGGUUGAAAAAGCCUGUGAGACAAUCAUUAGAGCCCACGAAGUCUGUGUGGUCACCUUGAGCACCGAGUUCCAGGUGGGUGAGCAUCGAAUAUCCGUGGGCCAGGCGGAUCCAACUGACAGUUUGACAGAAGAGAUUCCGCAAAGUCCUGCGUUCAACGCUCUACAGUGUCAGAAGUGCGAGGAUUACCAAUGCAGAAGAAAGUCUCGUACGCCGCAGAGUGUUGUCGCUGUACCGAUGGACGAAGGGAGCUAG
Messenger RNA from Cladophialophora psammophila CBS 110553, 2109 nucleotides. RefSeq lists its product as uncharacterized. The coding region runs from base 1 to 2109 and encodes 702 amino acids. Gene Ontology annotation, biological process: DNA-templated transcription. The record is from RefSeq and is a predicted model, not a curated record. Gene Ontology annotation, molecular function: DNA binding; zinc ion binding. Lineage: Eukaryota; Fungi; Ascomycota; Eurotiomycetes; Chaetothyriales; Herpotrichiellaceae. The transcript has 2 exons.